AUUUGAAAUGUCCGGCCCUCAGCAGGAGAAAACGAGCCACGACUAUAAUGGACGUAACAACUAGCUUGGCAAGUCAAUAUGAGGACCAACUGCAACGUGAAUGUUGUUUGGAUGGCAUGAGGGAAACCCCCAUUCCAUACACUUGUGAGAGGCGCAGCGAGUACAUCAAUGAUGGUACAGCCUGUGUUGAGGCUUUCCUGCGCUGCUGCAAGGAGAUGGAAAUCCAGCGAGCUGAGAUGAAGGAGGAUAGCCUGCGACUGGCUCGAACUGAAGAGGAAGACAGUUACUUGGACAGCAAUGAAAUUGUUUCUCGCACCAACUUCCCUGAAAGUUGGCUGUGGUCAGAUAUCACGCUGCCCCCUUGCCCUGAUAGUAAACCUAAUUGUGACACCACAUCAGUGACAAAAAGUGUUCCUUUGCAAGACUCAAUCACAACCUGGCAGUUCACUGGCAUCAGUCUGUCAAGAACUCUCGGUGUGGAUACAGCUGAAGUAACAUUGGGAGAAAACCUGAAAAUCAGCCUCAACCUCAAAAGGCCAGCAAGUACAGAAAAAGACAUCACAGCACUGGUACUGAGCAGAGGUCAGCUGGUGAAACACUACCGUUACAAGACAAAAGGUCAAAUGCUGAUAUCCAUGAUAGUCACCAUUACCAAAAACAUGCUGCCGUCAUUUCGUAUCAUAGCCUACUACCAUACAGAUGAAAAUGAAGUGGUAUCAGACUCUGUUUGGGUGGAUGCAGAGGACUCCUGCAUGGGCUCGUUAAAACUGGAACCAGCAGAACGCAAGACAACCUAUAUGCCUCGCAAAAUAUUUAACCUGAAGGUCACCGGAGAUCCAGGAGCCACAGUUGGACUGGUGGCAGUUGACAAAGGCGUCUAUGUCCUAAACAACAAGCACCGCCUCAACCAAAAAAAGGUGUGGGAGAUGGUAGAGACAUAUGACACAGGGUGUACACCAGGUGGAGGGAAGGAUGGUAUGAGUGUGUUUUACGAUGCUGGGCUGUUGUUUGAGUCCAACACAGCUUCUGGGACUCCCCACAGAGAAGAUUUGAAUUGUCCGGCCCUCAGCAGGAGAAAACGAGCCACGACUAUAAUGGACGUAACAACUAGCUUGGCAAGUCAAUAUGAGGACCAACUGCAACGUGAAUGUUGUUUGGAUGGCAUGAGGGAAACCCCCAUUCCAUACACUUGUGAGAGGCGCAGCGAGUACAUCAAUGAUGGUACAGCCUGUGUUGAGGCUUUCCUGCGCUGCUGCAAGGAGAUGGAAAUCCAGCGAGCUGAGAUGAAGGAGGAUAGCCUGCGACUGGCUCGAACUGAAGAGGAAGACAGUUACUUGGACAGCAAUGAAAUUGUUUCUCGCACCAACUUCCCUGAAAGUUGGCUGUGGUCAGAUAUCACGCUGCCCCCUUGCCCUGAUAGUAAACCUAAUUGUGACACCACAUCAGUGACAAAAAGUGUUCCUUUGCAAGACUCAAUCACAACCUGGCAGUUCACUGGCAUCAGUCUGUCAAGAACUCUCGGUAUUUGUGUGGCUGAACCAUUGGAGAUAAUUGUCAGGAAGAACUUCUUCAUUGAUCUCAGAUUGCCCUACUCUGCUGUUCGUGGAGAGCAGCUGGAAAUUAAAGCAGUCAUCCACAACUACAACCCCAAUAUUUCUACUGUAAGUCUGAAUCAUUCAA
Epinephelus lanceolatus (giant grouper) is the source of this 1680-nucleotide messenger RNA. The record is from RefSeq and is a predicted model, not a curated record. Lineage: Eukaryota; Metazoa; Chordata; Actinopteri; Perciformes; Serranidae.